Messenger RNA from Tyto alba (common barn owl), 2624 nucleotides. Its product is annotated as serine/threonine-protein kinase 40. Gene Ontology annotation, molecular function: protein kinase activity; ATP binding. The transcript has 11 exons. NCBI's taxonomy places the organism in Eukaryota, Metazoa, Chordata, Aves, Strigiformes, Tytonidae. The coding region runs from base 366 to 1673 and encodes 435 amino acids. Gene Ontology annotation, biological process: protein phosphorylation. The record is from RefSeq and is a predicted model, not a curated record.
CCUUUUGAGAUUGUUGAUGCUUGUAUUUGUCUUGCUGUGCAGGGCCAUGUGUCAGUGACUCCUUGGGGACUGAACUUCAGGAGCCCUUUUACUCUCUCACGUGAUUAUCAGGAGCUUCAGGCUUUUUCUAAGCCAAAAUAAACACCGGUGUUUCAAGCUGCAGAAGUUUUGGUGCAUACCACGUUAUCGUAAUCAAGAAUAAUCCAGAACCACAGCAUCAAGUGUAUCUCGUUUCGCAUUACAGAGUCCUCGAACUUUCGACCAUCCUGCCUUCUCCAAGGUGAUGACUCCUGUCUCCUGAGACGUUGGAAAACCUAGUUUGGAAGAAGAGUAAAGAUACAGUUGAUGCUGAACUACAGCCAAGGAUGAAGCGGCGAGCAUCAGACAGAGGAGCUGGGGAAACAUCCACUAAGGCAAAAGCUCUUUGUACAGGGAUUUCUGGAAAUAAUGCCAAGAGAGCAGGCCCUUUUAUACUAGGUCCACGUUUAGGUAACUCCCCUGUGCCAAGUAUUGUUCAGUGUUUGGCAAGAAAGGAUGGGACAGAUGACUUUUAUCAGCUAAAGAUUCUCACCUUAGAAGAAAGGGGUGAUAAAGGAAUAGAAACCCAGGAGGAACGACAGGGCAAGAUGCUAUUGCACACAGAGUAUUCUCUCCUUUCCCUGCUCCACAACCAGGAAGGAGUGGUUCAUCAUCAUGGGCUCUUUCAGGACCGAGCUUGUGAAAUUAUAGAAGAUCUAGAAGCCAACAGAAUGGUCAGAAAAAUGAAGAAGCGCAUUUGUCUUGUGUUAGACUGUCUCUGUGCUCAUGAUUUCAGUGACAAAACAGCAGAUCUGAUCAAUCUGCAGCAUUAUGUCAUUAAAGAGAAGAGACUAAGUGAGCGGGAGACGGUAGUGAUAUUUUAUGAUGUGGUACGAGUGGUAGAAGCAUUACAUAAGAAAAAUAUUGUGCACAGAGACUUGAAACUAGGAAACAUGGUGCUAAACAAAAGGACUCAUCGAAUAACCAUAACAAACUUCUGUCUUGGAAAGCACCUGGUGAGUGAAGAUGACCUGCUGAAAGACCAGCGAGGGAGCCCUGCCUACAUCAGCCCAGAUGUGCUCAGCGGGCGGCCGUACCGUGGAAAACCCAGUGACAUGUGGGCGUUGGGUGUGGUGCUCUUCACCAUGCUCUAUGGCCAGUUCCCCUUCUACGACAGCAUACCUCAGGAGCUCUUCCGCAAAAUCAAGGCUGCCGAGUACACCAUCCCUGAGGAUGGACGGGUCUCGGAAAACACUGUGUGCUUGAUCCGAAAACUGCUGGUCUUGGAUCCGCAGCAGCGUCUGACGGCUUCUGAAGUGCUGGAUUCUCUCAGCUCCAUCAUAGCAUCAUGGCAGUCCAUGUCCUCGCUGAGCGGCCCUUUGCAAGUGGUGCCGGACAUCGACGACCAAGUGGCUAACCCUGAAAACCCGCAGGAGGUGAAGGUGACGGAGGAGUGCUCGCAGUACGAGUUCGAGAACUACAUGAGGCAGCAGCUGCUCUUGGCUGAGGAGAAGAACACCUUGCAUGAGGCCAAGAGCUUCCUCCAGAAGCGGCAGUUUGGGAACAUCCCCCCAGUGCGACGCCUGGGCCACGACGCCCAGCCCAUGAACCCUUUGGACGCAGCUAUCCUGGCCCAGAGGUACCUUCGGAAGUAGCUUCCCACGCACCCGAGAGCACAAGCACCAUCCUGCAGUCUGCCUUUCACGUCGCCUACUACAGCUCAACAGCAAUACCCGUGUCCCGUGAUGGAGAAUAAUGUAGCAAUUCUUCUGAGCUCUGUUCAGGGACACGCACUCACACUUGCUCUGGAGGGAGAAGACUUUUGAAAAAGCUAGUUUUGGAAGCAGCAACCUCUUGGCAUCUUCUGGAAUCUGUUUUUUAAAUCGAAGCCUAGAUGACUAAUCUGCUUUUAAUCAUGACUGUAAUCUACCUCUCUUGUCUUUUUAACCAUGCUGUUCUCUGGAUCGAGCGAAGCCUGUGGGGAAGGAGAAGACUACCAAGGGUGAAGCUGGUUUGCUGGCACAAGUCGCGGCUGUGCAGUACGGAGAGUCGGCUGAUUGCAUUCGCUCCAUAUGGUUUGAAUAAGCUUAGAUUUAUCGGGGUUUCUUGAAAGGAAGAAUUUCUUGAAACCUCCCACUUCCCUUCGUCCGCAUCAAAUCUCUUUCUGUCCUUACCAUGCCACCCGGUCUGCCGGUGGUGUCUAACCCUCGGUGGCCGGGUGUGGGCUGCAGCACACCGAGGCCCCCGAGCGGCAGGAGCAGCCGCCGGUUCCCCGGUGCGAGCGGGGGCUGCCCGGGGGGCCCGGCCACCACCUCGCCUCACAGUUGUCCUUGCAGGCGAUCGCUGCAGAGAUCGGAUCCUGUCUGUGGUUCAAAGGUUCUGCAGGACUUGGCCCGCUGUGGCCUCUGACAUCUUUCCCACCUUUCACCGAUUCUUUUAGUUUCAUAAGGAUAUAUGAUUUAAUCUUAUUUUUCAGUAGCUUCUCUAAGGUGCAGUUAAAAUUGCAUUAAUUCUGAUUUAGCAUUUUCACACUUCAGUUGUGGUACAGAUAUAAUAUAUGAGUUACAAUGUGAAAAAGCUUCCCAAAAUAAUCUGCCUAGAAUUAG